This is a messenger RNA of Orbicella faveolata, 1807 nucleotides long. Its product is annotated as transcription initiation factor TFIID subunit 6-like. Lineage: Eukaryota; Metazoa; Cnidaria; Anthozoa; Scleractinia; Merulinidae. Gene Ontology annotation, molecular function: RNA polymerase II general transcription initiation factor activity; transcription coactivator activity; protein heterodimerization activity. Gene Ontology annotation, cellular component: SLIK (SAGA-like) complex; SAGA complex; transcription factor TFIID complex. Gene Ontology annotation, biological process: RNA polymerase II preinitiation complex assembly; transcription initiation at RNA polymerase II promoter. The record is from RefSeq and is a predicted model, not a curated record.
UGUUGAUCAAGUGAUGUGAUGUCUACAGUAAGAAAAGAAUCAUCAAUGACUGCUUUGGAAUGUGCACUGCGUUCCGAUGGUAGUGCUAAGCGAACCGUUUCAUUUUUAAAGCGCGGUUAUAAGAUCUAACAGAUCUUCUUGUUAUUAACGUGACUGGGGGCUUGAUUCUGGUCCAGUGUCACUACGCUAAUUAAAACAGAAAUUGAGGAAAGUGGAUCAAUGUGUUGAUCAAUUGUUUACAUGUACAUAUUUAAUUAAAGAGAGUUGGAGUAAUGGUUAUUUUAUUACCCAUCACUGACCAAUGUAAGGUCAUAAAUAAUAUUAUUGUACAUGUAAUGAUAAACAUUUUAAUCUUUGUUUCAGCUCACUGGUUGAGUAUUGAGGGUCUUCAGCCAGCAAUUCCUGAGAAUCCACCGCCAGUUCCCAUACAAGUCCAGGCUAAGGAGAGCAGGGCUGGGUUAGCUACAGUGGUACCAACUGGAUCCAAAGCUGCAAAACUGCCAGUAGUAAAAAUUGCCGGCAAGGGUAAGAAACAGAGCGCUAUGAAAAAGACUGAAGUGAACUCAGGUGCCGAGACUACAGGAGACAAGAGUGAAAAAACUAAACCUCAGGUCACUCAUGAAUUGUCAAUGGAACAACAGUUAUAUUACAAGGAAAUUACAGAAGCUUGUGUGGGGUCCUGUGAAUCUAGAAGAGCUGAAGCUCUUCAGAGCUUGUCAACAGACCCAGGUCUUUACCAGAUGUUACCAAGAUUCAGUACAUUUAUCUCUGAAGGGGUGAGAGUCAAUGUUGCCCAAAAUAACCUCGUGUUAUUGAUCUAUCUCAUGCGAAUGGUGAAAGCACUGCUGGAUAAUCCAACACUCUACUUGGAAAAAUAUCUUCAUGAGUUGAUACCAGCAGUUAUUACAUGUAUUGUGAGUAAACAACUCAGUCCCAAUCCCGACACUGAUAACCAUUGGGCACUUAGAGACUUUGGAUCAAGAGUUGUUGCACAAGUUUGCAGGUCUUUUAAUUCCACCACAAAUAAUGUUCAAACACGAGUCACUAAAACAUACUGCAAGGCGUUGCACCAGGAAAAAGCUUCACUAUCAACUCACUAUGGAGCCAUUACUGGGCUGGCAGAAUUAGGACAGGAGGUGGUGAAAGUGUUUAUCAUUUCAAGACUCAAGAUUGAAAGUGCUUUGAUCAAACAAGCACAGGAAGGUGUGGAUCCUGUGGAAAAGAAUGCUGCUGAGAAUCUCAAGAAUUUACUGCUGAAACACUGCCCUGGUGUGUUACUCAGGACUCGCCUGCCUCCAGAUACUCCUGAACAGUAUGAGAGAGAUUUUGGUGUAAUAGGCCAUCUCCUUUGUACAAAAGUCUCACAGAUGCGGCAAGCAAUUAAUGCUAUAAAAAAGCCCUCUACACUGACAGUACGCACAGUGACUGGUGUGCUAACCCCAGGGGUCACCACUCCUACCACACCCACCAUCCCUGGGGUCAGUCCAGUGAAAGCUGUCACUCCAACCACCCCUGGGGCAUUCACAAUAGCCUUGUCUGGUGUAAAAGCUGGUUUACCCACCACCCCUAGGAGUUCUAACCCCACUACCCCGACCUCAGCAGGGCCUGCAUCACUGGCAGGUUUAGUGUCAACAGGAUUGAUGGGUACAAGUUCCGUAAAACAGGGAACAGCCAGUCCAGCAACACCACAGACAACUCUGCCUGGUGUGACAUCAACAAGUAACACAACAACUGGUGGUUCUGUCACAUAACAUCUUAAUUGUGUUUAUAUUGUAUUUAAUUGGGUGACUGUACAAAAAAAAAAAAA